AUGUCAAUGAUUGAUUUUGAUAAGAUUUCAACAGGUUUAAAUCGUACCUAUGAAAGUGAUAUAUUACAGGAAUUGGAUAUGGUAGAUACUCAACAUUUUGAGAUGCCAGCUUGUAAACCAGGAGAUUUCUUGGAACAAGUAUGGGAUCAUCCAAAUGCACCAAAACCAAUUGAAAUGGCACACGGUACAACUACAUUGGCAUUCCAAUAUGCAGGUGGUGUUAUUGUAGCAGUAGAUUCAAAGUCAACUCAAGGUUCUUAUGUAGCAUCUAGAACCGUAAAGAAGGUAAUUGAGAUUACACCAUACUUGCUAGGUACAAUGGCUGGUGGUGCUGCCGAUUGCUCCUACUGGGAACGUGAGCUCGGUCGUCAAUGUAGAUUAUUCGAACUUAGAAACAAAGAGAUGAUUUCAGUUGCCGCUGCAUCAAAGAUUCUCGCUAAUAUUGUAUACGGAUAUAAAGGUUACGGUUUAUCAAUGGGUACAAUGGUUACUGGAUGGGAUAAAACUGGACCAUGUUUAUAUUAUGUAGAUAGUGAAGGUACUAGAUUGAAAGGAUUGAGAUUCGCAGUUGGAUCAGGUUCCACCUAUGCAUAUGGUGUUCUCGAUUCUGGAUUCGAUUGGAAUAUGACCGAUGAGCAAGCCUGUGAAUUGGGUCGUCGUUCUGUAUAUCAUGCCACACAUCGUGAUGCAAUGAGUGGUGGUUUUAUCAAUGUUUAUCAUGUACAAAAGGAUGGAUGGAAGAAGAUCUCAUCAGACGACUGUUUCCAAUUAUAUCAAAAGUAUUACAAUGUCAAGGCUACUGGUGUUGACCCAAACAACAACAAUAACAACUAA
Heterostelium album PN500 is the source of this 834-nucleotide messenger RNA. It is a transcript of the gene psmB5, whose product is annotated as proteasome subunit beta type 5. The record is from RefSeq and is a predicted model, not a curated record. The coding region runs from base 1 to 834 and encodes 277 amino acids. Gene Ontology annotation, cellular component: proteasome core complex. Lineage: Eukaryota; Evosea; Eumycetozoa; Acytosteliales; Acytosteliaceae. Gene Ontology annotation, molecular function: threonine-type endopeptidase activity. The transcript has 3 exons.